AGUCGAUCGAGUGAGACGAGAGAAGUUUUGUCUGUCUUUUUCCUUUUUGCUGCCGGGCCAGCCGAGCGUUUAUAAUAAUUAAUUAUUAUAAAUGAUCUGUGGCAAAGUUGUUUCGCGGGUUGAAUAUUUACCAUUAAUCAGCCUGGACGGGUUCACUGACUAUCGUGAUCCGGGGUUGGGGAAGCGUUUCGCGGUGGACCGGGUGAGAGGGACCGGGGUCCGGGCCGCCCGCCUCUGCUCCUUGUGCCCGGCCCUCGGCUCACGUUGAUGGGGAGGAGAGAUGCUGAAGGCGCCGAGCUGGAAGUCGAAGCCGCAGGCGGCGGCGGUGUCGGGCCGCGGCCCGCUGCGGGAGCGGCUGGGCGACCUGUGGCAGGAGAAGCACUGGGUCCUGUUCAAGCCGCGGUUCACGGUGCCGGUGGCCGCCUGCCUCUGGGUGGCCGAGAUCUGCGUCAACCUCUGGGUCAUUCACAGGGUGCCCUACACAGAAAUCGACUGGAGAGCCUACAUGGAUGAAGUGGAAGGUGUGAUUAAUGGAACAUAUGAUUACACUCAGUUGAAAGGAGACACAGGACCGUUAGUUUAUCCCGCAGGGUUUGUUUAUAUCUUCAUGGUGCUGUACUACAUCACAGAUCAUGGAGUGAAUAUUCACCUCGCACAGUAUAUGUUUGCCAUUUUUUACCUCAUCACACUGCUGCUGGUCUUUAGGAUUUAUAAUCAUACAAAAAAGGUUCCACCAUUUGUGUUUUUCUUCAUGUGCUGUGCUUCCUAUCGGAUCCAUUCUAUCUUUAUUCUUCGACUCUUUAAUGACCCUAUUGCCAUGAUGAUCCUCUACGUGGCUGUGAACCUCUUUCUGAACAAUCACUGGUCACUAGGCUGUUGCUUCUUCAGUUUAGCUGUUUCCAUAAAGAUGAACAUUUUGCUCUUCGCUCCAGGAUUGUUAUUCCUUCUCAUCUUUGAGUUUGGAUUGGUGCGGACCAUCCCAAAGCUGGGCAUCUGUGCUGCGUUGCAGGUUGUGUUGGGUUUGCCCUUCCUAAUGGAAAAUCCAGUUGGAUAUGUAGCAAGAGCAUUUGACCUUGGCCGCCAAUUUCUCUUCAAGUGGACAGUGAACUGGCGUUUCCUACCUGAGAGUGUCUUCCUCAAUCGUUACUUCCACCUUGCACUGUUGGUGGCACAUCUGACUGUUUUGAUUCUCUUUGCAAUCUGCAGAUGGAACAAAUCUGAGGAGGGAAUUCUUUCACUUCUGAAGGCCCCAGAGGAGAGAAAAACACAGCACCAAGCUGUAACCACAAAUCAGAUUAUAUUUGUUCUCUUCACCUCAAAUUUCAUUGGUAUUUGUUUCAGUCGAUCACUACACUACCAAUUCUAUGUCUGGUACUUUCAUACUCUGCCAUACCUUUUGUGGAGCACACAUGUGAAAAAACUUGCUCAUCUCCUCAAAGUUCUUAUUUUAGGACUAAUUGAGAUGUCUUGGAAUACAUAUCCCUCAACUGUGUAUAGCUCGAUCUCACUCCAUGUGUGUCACGUGAUUAUUCUGCUUUCUCUCUGGUACGGCCAUGCUGAUCCUGAGGAGGGUACACAAAGUGAAGACCAGGAUCUAUUGAAAAAGAGGAAAUGAUUUAUUGGACUUAAAGAUAGGGCUCCAGCAAGCAAUGAUAAUAUCAUUACAUUAAUAUAGUUAAGAGGGAAAAUUAAGAAAAAAAUCUGGUGGCCAGUGGCUACCACUCUGAAGUAUUUUAAGGAUUUGUUGUCCUGGAGCCACUAUAGACACAAAAAAAUUCAUGUGAAUUUGACACCUGCAACCUUGAUUUCUGAAUGUCACUUUGCACUUGCCUGCAGCCCAGUGAGGUUUUUCUCCCUCACUGUCUUCUAAAGCGUGAGGUUCACAGGGCUUUAAGUCUGAGGAUGGACACAAAACAUCAACAUUGGACUUAUCUGUGGAAUAGUGCAGGUUGAUAGCUUUAGGUUAAUUUUUCUUCAUUGUGUGAUUUUUUUUUCAAUUUCGGAUGCUUUUAUUUACACUUCCUGGCACAUAAAAUAGUCCUUUAGAAGGUUUGUGAACUAAAGUAAGUGGCAGUUUCAAGAAUUCACUUUUUAGAAAUCAUUUUUCGUGAGAUUUUUUUAAAGUAUGUUUUUGUCUUUAAAUGAUUGCAUUAGAAUUUUUCUGAUUAAAUGAUGGAAUGGAUUACAGUUUAACUGAAGUCCAGUUGUCUAGUUACACGAGGAAGUAUGGCAGAACCAGAAUAAAAGCAGUAACUAACUGUGUCAUACCUAAAUGGGAUUUCUAUAUAUUGUCCAUUUGAGCUAUAGGUUACUCCUAUAUUUGUCCUGUGGAGUUAGGAAAUCUAUACAUGUGAGAUGUAAGUGGAGAAAGCUAUAUAAUCAUUUAUAGAACAAGAACUGACAUUUGAGUAUAGGUCAACCAUGGCGAUGUUUAUUUUUAAAGCACACAGUGCAAGGAAAAAAUUCCUAGAGACAUGAUGCAUAAUUUCCACUUAAUGCCACAGAUUUCUUUGUUUAUGAUGUAUGGUCUAAAGUUUUGCUGAAUAGAUUUUAAAAAAGUAUUUUUGAGUGUUAAAUUUGUAACCAAUGGGAAAUAAUUUAUGAAAAAGUUUUGGUUGCAUAUGAUUUCUGUUUGGCAAAAUCGUCCUCUUCAAGCAGUAUAUACAGCUCUCAAUUGAAAAUAAACAAGUUAAAAUGCAGUCUUCAUUACAAUAGGAAUUUUUCACAUUCUUUCCACCACACACCCCCCCUCCCCCACACCUUCCCAAACAUGUGUCCUACAAAUGGAAAAUAGCAGCUUUAUAUGGCAUUAAAGUUCAAUUCAAUGAAUCUUGAAGGGCCUACCAUGGUUACAUGGUUGCAAGAGGACACUAGCUUUCAUAAUUACUGAACCAAAGCAACCUCUGCACCCCAAACGUGGAGAAUAAUAGUAAGGUGAUCUAAAACUCCACAAACUUUAACUCCUGGGAUACUGCUGCUCCACUAAAGUAGCAAAAAUUUGUAGCAGAGGGAAAGGGUUGACCUUAACUCCAGACCACUCCAAUGCCAAAGUGGCAGAAAUGUUGAUUGAGUGUCCCUGUAGUACCUCAGCAAAUAGCACUUUAAAUUUUUGGUCAUUAUCAUCAGGAAUCUAGUCUGGUCCAACAGGCAGGCAUCCUACUUCAGAGCAAGGGUCAUCUGGGAAGAUUAAACAACCCAACUGUGUCAGGGCUAAGAGUCAGCCUUUGGGAGCUCUGGCCUUGGGCAGCUCGUUGUGUUAUAUAAUUCCCUGGGUAUAGAAAAAGACUUGAACCCCCUCAAGACCAUCCAGGAUACUUCAGCACAAGACAAGGGUCUUAGUUCAUGACUAUUUUUGUGUCUGUUUAUCUUGGAUCUGCCAAGAUCAGCAGAGAUUUCCAGUCUCAAGAUGCUCUGUAUCCUUGAUGAUUGCCAGUUUUAGCAGUGUGUAUAUAUAUAUUUUUUAAAGAAACAUAGUAUCUGUCUCCACUGAAAGGUACAUAGAAAUUAACUUGGCUAAUACCCUAUGUCUCUGGGGAAACCUGGGGAGUUUUCUUUUGCUUGCUCCUUUGUAAAUUAAUCUCUAAUUUUGGAGUCAUUAUGACAGUCCAGCCAUUCUGAAAGGUACUAAUCACAGAGGAAACGUGCACAAGUCCAGAAGACCCACAGUGCUUUCCCUAUUUUAAUUGAUCAACGUCUGUUUCUCCAAAGCCUUGUUCUUUUGUUGGCCUAAACUUCAGACCAUUUAAUUUGAUGGUGUUUGAUAAAGUAUUUUGAAACCAUCCAUGUACAUCUGCAUCAGUAGACAUGGGCAAUCCAUCACUGCAGUGUGCUUUUUAAUGACCUUCAUCAGCAUUUCAGUCUUAAUUGCGCUGUCCUUAAAGUGUUGUCAAAAUGUUUUGGAAUUUUUGUAUAUUUUCUGAAAAGAAUGUGCCUAUAAAUUGCUCUAACUCAUUCUGCGGGCAAAUAUGAUUUCCAUGCCUUUCAAAAGAAAUGGCUUUCUGCCCUGUGUAGUUGACUUGCCCUGCUGUGUGGUUGUGCAAAAGUAGAAAGGAAGAGAAGGUGUUUAGAGGUACAAAGUGCUUGAUGUCUCUUGGUGGAUGUGGAACUUGUUUGUGCAGCUCUACCAGUUGUCUGGAUAAAUGGUAAAAACCAAACCAGUCUGCAGUGUGUGAACAAAAAUCAAGAUGGAUAGCCAGGGCAAUAUUUUAAUUGACAUAAAAGGAUGUCCAGCUUCGGGAAUAACUCCCUUAAGACAAAAUAAAAAAAACAACU
This is a messenger RNA of Pristis pectinata (smalltooth sawfish), 4272 nucleotides long. It is a transcript of the gene alg3, whose product is annotated as ALG3 alpha-1,3- mannosyltransferase. Gene Ontology annotation, cellular component: endoplasmic reticulum. Gene Ontology annotation, molecular function: dol-P-Man:Man(5)GlcNAc(2)-PP-Dol alpha-1,3-mannosyltransferase activity. The record is from RefSeq and is a predicted model, not a curated record. Bases 281 to 1615 code for a protein of 444 amino acids. Lineage: Eukaryota; Metazoa; Chordata; Chondrichthyes; Rhinopristiformes; Pristidae. The transcript has 9 exons.